AAUGUCCUACAAAUAAAGCCCACAUUGUAGGAAGUUGAGCUUUUUCUCAACACAGCCAGGAAGAAUCAGUCUAUGCAUGUGAAUAAGCUCUAAAGCAAGGCAUUAUCUGGAUCGAAUAUGGAAUUAAAACACCUCAGUCUUCUCAUCAUACUGUGUUUAGGAGUCCAGUGGUCAUCAUCACAAAUUUUGCUGCGACACAAACGAAACUGGAUUAUAGCAGCAUUCACUAUCGAUGAAGGUUAUAAUGGAUCUUACCCCUAUUCAUUGGGCAAAAUUGAAGUUAAGAAAGGCUUAAGCAUUUUCAGUAUACAAGGUCAAGGUCUGGACGAGGAACCUCGGAAUACAUUAAAAAUCAAUGAAAAGACAGGAGAGAUUUUUGUUCUAAAACCUGUGGACCAUGAGACUUUCACAAUUUUGAAGUUGACCUUUCAGGCACUUGAUAAAAAACAAAAUGUAGUAGAAACACGUCUGGGCAUCACAAUUGACAUUUUAGAUGCUAACGACAAUGUUCCAAAGUUUGACCGUGACAUGUACGAGGUCACCAUAAAAGAAUCAACAGUACAAGGAACUAAUGUGGUAGAUGUUAAAGCAACCGACCUGGACAGCAGUACACACAACAAAAAAAUUAGCUAUCGUCUUGUCAGUUUCACACCUCAAGUACAAGACUUGAAGUUCUUCUUAAUGCAGAGAAAUGAUAUUGGAAAUAUUGCAUUUAAAGGAUGUCUGGACCAUGAGAAAGCAGACAAAUACACCCUUCUAGUGGAAGCUAAAGACCACGGGCAACCAAGUCUAUCCAGCACUUGCACUGUCAUAAUCAACAUAGAGGAUGGAAAUAACCACCUGCCUGUGAUCACAAAACAAACAGGUCUAGAAAGAGUGACUGAAGGGGAGGAAAAUGUUCUUGUUUCACGCCUCCAAGUCAAGGAUGAAGAUGUUAAAGGCACAGCGGCCUGGAGGGCAAAAUUCCACAUUCAAGGAGACACACACAAUAAUUUCAGAAUCACUACUGAUCCUGAGACAAAUGAAGGACUACUUUAUUUGGAAAAGCAACUAAACUAUGAGGAUGAUCCUGUGAAGAACAUCACAAUCUUCGUAGAGAAUGAGAUUCCCUAUUAUUCAUGCAAAGUGGUAGAACGCAAAACCACUGGUCUAUGGGAAACAAAGAUUAGUAGCACCACAAGUAUUGGCACUACACCUGGAAUUUCACAUUUAUCCAGUUAUAAUGUGUCACUUAUAGUGGAGGAUGUCAACGAGCCUCCAUUUUUUAAGGUAUCAAACAAACAUGUUUCUGUCCAUGAGAAUACCAAGGUGGGGACAUAUUUGGAGACAUUUAGUGCUACUGACCCUGACAACAAAGGUGCAAAUAUGGUCACAUACGUAAAAGGAGAGGAUCCAGCUGGAUGGAUUACAGUGGACUCCAAGACUGGAAAAGUAACUACAGUAAAGAUCAUCGACCGCGAAUCGUCCUUUGUUAAAGAUGGUGUCUAUGUAGUCACUAUACAUGCUGUCGACAAUGGUGAACCUCCACUGACAGGCACCACAACUCUCACCAUUGUAGUGAUAGAUGAGAAUGACAAUACUCCAUCCCUGGCUGUAAACAUAAUAGAUAUGUGCCAGUCUAAUAAACCCUCAUUGGCUAAAAUCACAGCUUUGGAUCUGGAUGGAGAACCAUACAGCGGACCAUUCAGGUUCAAGCUACUUGGAAAUGUUGGGGACAAGUGGAGAAUUGACCCUCAGCAAGGAUAUUCUGUGAACCUAGUGAAAGAAGUCAAAGUUUCUUCUGGAAUCUAUGACUUACUGUUAGAAGUGUCUGAUCUUCAAGAAAAGAAGGCUGUCCACAACCUGUCAGUAACUGUGUGCAGCUGCUUAAAUGCAACAAGUUCAAGCUGCACAGUGCGAAAACCUGUUGGAUCCACGGCAGGAGGAGGAGCAAUAGGAAUGAUUAUUUUAAGUAUAUUAAUGCUUGCAGGUUUCCUAUUUCUAGCUUUACUGCUAUCAUGUAGAAGAGCAAAGGUCCUGAUCCCAGAAGACGGUUGUACACAAGAUCUGAUGCCUGGUAAUAUAGAGAUGCUGGGAAAUGACUGUGAGAUUCCAUCUGUUCUCCUGGGCGAGGUGCUUCUCCCAAGACCAGACAACUGCAAGAAUGAGGAAUGGAUAACAACUAAAAAUAAAACUGUGAUGAUGACACCCGUACUAAUAACAGUUGAUAACAUCAAAUCACAUGCAGAAAUGUCUCAGUACUGCAGGCCAAUCCAACAAAGUCAAUAUGAAAUGAAAGAAUCAGAAAGGAUGAAAAAUUUCUCAAGAUUUGACUCACAAACAUACUUCCAAAGAAGGAGCAUCAGAGGAAACAGAUUUGCUCAUGAGAAUUCUGCAGCCAUGGAUUUGCUAACAAAACGUCACCUUUACCUGGAAAACGUUCUACAGAUGAAAAUUCAAACAAUGAUGACCUCACUCAAAGCACAAGACAAGGAACUUGCUGUUUAUGAUCCACAUGUGUAUGCUGAUGAGGGAGACUCAAAUCAUAGCUUUGAACUUGAUGCCAUCUCCAUUCCUGAAGUUUCCUUUGACCCAGACUUGGACUUUGACAUCAGGUUCAGUACUCUGGCCUCCAUCUGCAUGCCUGAUGACCUACAGUACAGUACAGAGACGGCAACAGUAAUCCACAGAUUGCGCUAAUGCGGUGUGCACCUACGCCACUGGGCUACCAAGUUGCGAGCAGGACUGCUUCUCUUGAAAAUUAUUUUUGGGUGUUGAGGAAACAUAUUUACUCAAGAGUUUCUACUACAAGCAAUGCUGGUGAAGGACACUGAAAGAAAGAAAUCCUUAAUUCUUUCCUACUGGAAACUGUGAUGGUGCGAUAGGAUCUUACUUUUUUUUCCAACCUGCCUUUUUCCCCUUUUUUUUAACUUCCCUUUGGGUUUUAAUUAACCAAAUUUUUGACCUAAUUUAUUGCACAGAAUAAGCCUAUGCUGUUGUUAUAUUUUAAAGACCAACAUGCUGUGUGCUCUUUACAAGUAAGACUUUCAUUUUUAAGUUUUUUUUUUUCUAGUUGUACUCUGUGAGUGUUUAAAAAAAAAGUCCGGGUGUGUCUUUCAAAGCAUUCCUAAGAUGGCAUGUUAAUUACCAUUAUCAGUUUGUUAAACCAGUAUUGUAUAGCUCCCUGGACAUUGUGUGUUUCUAGUGCUUUCUAGUAACAACUGUUGAUCUGUUGAUGUAAAAAGCAAUAAAACUAAAUUAAAGUUG
Messenger RNA from Melanotaenia boesemani (Boeseman's rainbowfish), 3246 nucleotides. RefSeq names its product cadherin-like protein 26. Gene Ontology annotation, biological process: calcium-dependent cell-cell adhesion; cell morphogenesis; homophilic cell-cell adhesion. The record is from RefSeq and is a predicted model, not a curated record. Gene Ontology annotation, cellular component: catenin complex; adherens junction; plasma membrane. NCBI's taxonomy places the organism in Eukaryota, Metazoa, Chordata, Actinopteri, Atheriniformes, Melanotaeniidae. The transcript is spliced from 17 exons. Bases 118 to 2679 code for a protein of 853 amino acids. Gene Ontology annotation, molecular function: cadherin binding; calcium ion binding.